UUUCACUUGUGAACUUAUGCGAAUGGCAGAGUCUGAGGCACUGAAGUAGCCUUGACCAUUGAAUUUAUUUGAAUUUUAACCGUUAGGUUUGAAAGUUGGGACCUAUACGGCAAUAAAUCGUCGACGAGGAGGAGGAGGAACCAUUGAUAUCCUUCUCUACAAACAGAUGGGCUAACGUCUUGUAAUUUGGCUCUUCCUCUUUAACUGCAUAAAUGGUGAACUUGUAUUAACGUCGUCCUGUAUUGCGCUCGCAGAACUCUUGGUGAACAGCUGACUGGUGAACGCUGGCAUCGCAAGUUACACUGACUUCAGUCAAUAACGGGAGAGGACCUGACGGAGUACAAAGAUGUCUGAUGAAAAGUCGAAGUUAACCUAUGUGAUAACUGGAGGGUGCGGUUUUCUUGGACAGCAUCUGAUGCGAGUGCUGUUGGAAAAAGAAGAAAAUAUUAAGGAGAUAAGGCUUUUUGAUAAACACAUUUACCCAAAUCUACAACAUCAGAGUACAGAGCAUGUGAAGGUUGUGUUGACACAGGGAGAUAUAACGGAUUACAGGAGCGUACAGUACGCAUUUAAGGGAGCAGACCUGAUCAUCCACACAGCUAGUUUGGUUGAUGUGUGGUACAGAGUCCCUGAAAAGACCAUCUAUGCAGUCAAUGUCCAAGGAACGGAGAAUGUAAUAAAUGCCUGUGUGGAAAAUGGUAUUCAGUAUCUGAUCUAUACUAGCUCCAUGGAGGUGGUUGGUCCGAAUGUAAAAGGAGAUACAUUUAUCAGAGGGGAUGAAGAUACUCCAUAUAAUGUAUUCCAUGAGAUGGCUUACCCUAAAACCAAAGCUGCAGCUGAAAAAAUGGUGCUGGAAGCCAAUGGCACAAAGGUAAGGGGAGCAGCUACUCUCUACACAUGUUCUCUGCGACCAACAGGUAUCUAUGGGGAACAGCAUCAGCUCAUGAAGGACUUCUACAAAAAUGGGGUCCGUACAGGUGGUCGGGUUAUCAGAGGAGUUCCACGGGAUACAGAGCAUGGACGGGUCUAUGCAGGUAAUGUGGCUUGGAUGCACUUGCUGGCAGCACGUGCUCUGCGAGAGCAUCCUGAAAGGCUGGGUGGGGAAUUUUAUUUUUGCUACGAUGACUCGCCAUACAAAAGCUACGAAGACUUCAACAUGCAAUUUCUGUCGGCCUUCAAAUUUCGAGCAUUACAGGUGCCGUUGUGGGUGCUAUGGUUUAUAGCAUGGAUGAACGACCUGCUGCGCUGGCUCCUUAAGCCAUUUUACAACUACACACCACUGCUCAAUGGAUACACACUCGCAGUGGCCUGCACGUCCUUCACUGUGAACACAGACAAGGCUUUUCGACACUUUCAAUACCAACCACUCUACAGCUGGGAGCAAUGCCUGGCACGCACACAGAGCUGGGUGAACACGUUUCCUUUAGAAACCAGCACAAAGAACACUUAACAGCUUCUUGAUGUAUAAUUAACAUACCUGUGGUCAAAUUGUGCCACAUGAGAUUUUUUUUUGUCAAGCAAUAGGUUUCUCUUAUUCAUGGCUUCUUGUAUUAUGCCACCCUAUUCAGACAAGUAUACACUGUUUGAGUCUAAAAUACUAUAGCAAUGCACACAAUAUGUGCUUUAUGUAAACAAUUAAAACUGGUUCAGCUAAAUAGAACAUAGAAUUACUGCUGUCAUGAUCUAUUGUGCAGAUAAAUAAUAAAUUAAAUGUAUUUGAUUAAAUUAUUCAGGGAAUGGUAGCAGUUGGAGGGAUAUGCUUUACAUCACACACAGCAUUUUUAUGUUCUUCUGUGUGCAACUUCAAAAUGUAUGACUCAAGCGAUCUUGACGGAAAUAUAUCAAUACAGAAAUGUGUCAUAUUCUUUUGUCUGAUGGCUGCAGUUGUAGCAGAAUGUACUUUAUCAAUGUUAUACAACAAUGUAUACAAACCACCAUAUUUACUUGUUUAUUUAUAAUAUAAACCUUAAUAGUUUUGCCUUUUAUUUUAUUUAAUUGUUUGAAUAAAACACUUCUGUAAAAAAGAAUUGAAAAGCAAAAUAAAAAAUUAACU
Messenger RNA from Xyrauchen texanus (razorback sucker), 2053 nucleotides. RefSeq names its product hydroxy-delta-5-steroid dehydrogenase, 3 beta- and steroid delta-isomerase (gene hsd3b7). The record is from RefSeq and is a predicted model, not a curated record. The coding region runs from base 347 to 1450 and encodes 367 amino acids. NCBI's taxonomy places the organism in Eukaryota, Metazoa, Chordata, Actinopteri, Cypriniformes, Catostomidae. The transcript is spliced from 6 exons. Gene Ontology annotation, molecular function: 3-beta-hydroxy-Delta5-steroid dehydrogenase (NAD+) activity. Gene Ontology annotation, biological process: steroid biosynthetic process.